Messenger RNA from Melitaea cinxia (Glanville fritillary), 2647 nucleotides. RefSeq lists its product as uncharacterized. The coding region runs from base 16 to 2613 and encodes 865 amino acids. NCBI's taxonomy places the organism in Eukaryota, Metazoa, Arthropoda, Insecta, Lepidoptera, Nymphalidae. Gene Ontology annotation, molecular function: serine-type endopeptidase inhibitor activity. The transcript has 14 exons. The record is from RefSeq and is a predicted model, not a curated record.
GAAACAAAAACCAAGAUGAAGUUGUUACUUGUGAUCUUUUUAGUCCCAAUUACAAUAUGCCAUACCAACGUCAUAACUACGGAGCUUCUGGAGAGCGUCUUUGGAGUCCCAGACAGUAUAUCUAGUCCAUCAGCUCUUCAACAGACAGUGCCUGUUGCACCUCAAGCCGAUGACCCAGACUAUGAAGAGAGCGAUGACAAAUACGUGCCAGCAGUGGUCGAUUAUGAUAAGUUCGACUGGACUCUCACCAAGCGAGUGGCUUCGAGUUCGCAGGAAAAUUUCCUCAUAUCACCGCUAGGACUUAAAUUAGCUCUUGCGAUUCUGACGGAAGCAGCUACAGGUACUACCCGUACUGAGCUCUCAUCUGUUUUAGGUUUUGACAAUGAUAAAAAACUCGUGAGACAGAAAUUUGCAGUGAUUCUGAGCUCUUUAGAGACCAAGUCUACGCAGUAUAUACUGAACUUAGGUAGCAGAGUAUACGUUGGAUCAACCGUUUUACCUCAACAGCGCUUUGCCGCUAUAGCUUUACAGUCCUACAAGACUGAAAUAAAGAGCUUAGAUUUUGGUAACCCUAUAAACGCCUCCAAUGAAAUUAAUGCCUGGGUUUCAAACACUACUGAAGGAAGAAUAGCAAGUUUAGUCAAAGCAGAUGACGUAGCUGGAGUCUCCGCAUUAGUGUUGAACACAAUAUUCUUCAAAGGCACGUGGCAGCAUCAGUUUGCUCCCAAUGGCACUAAAUCCAGGUUAUUCUACAUGUCACCUGAAGCUAAGAAAGAGACCUCGUUCAUGAACAUAAAGAAUAAAUUUUUCUAUACCGAAUCCUUCAAAUUCAAUGCUAAAAUCUUAAGAAUGCCGUAUAUGGGCAACAAAUUUGCAAUGUACAUUAUCGUCCCAAAUUCUUUGACUGGUUUAUCUCAGAUUUUCAAUGACUUAAGUGCCUUAAGAUCAGAACUAUACUACCUUCAAGAGCAUCUUGUCGAUGUUACACUUCCGAAGUUCCAGUUUGAGUACACUUCGCUUUUGGAUGGAGUUCUUAAAGAGCUGGGUGUAAGACAAGCUUUCGCAGAUACUGCCUCAUUCCCCGGCCUCGCUCGUGGUCAAGUCCUUGCCAACAGGCUGAAGAUUUCCAAAGUAUUGCAGCGUUCUGGAAUUGAAGUGAACGAAUUAGGAAGCACAGCAUACUCUGCUACAGAAAUCGCUUUAGAAAACAAAUUCGGUGAACAAAUGAUGCCGGUUGCUGAGGUGGUCGCGAACAAGCCGUUCCUGUUCUUCAUUCAAGACGAGUUGACAAGACAGCUCCUGUUUACUGGCCGCGUAUCCGACCCGACACUCUUCGACGGCGCUUUAAAAUAUAUAUUUCUCACAGCCGGGCUACAAAGUUUGGAUUGUCGCGAAAAUGUACAUCCAGAAAUUUCGCGUCUAAACUUUUUUGACACUGAUCUCCUUCGUUAUGCCGCUGAAGACAAAAAAGGAAAUGUUUUGGUAUCGCCAGCCAGUAUUAAAUCUAUUUUAGCUAUGAUUUUGGAAGUCUCAAGUGGAAAUACGCAGGCAGAGAUUCAAAGUGCGCUUAGAUUAUCCCCGUACAAAGAUGAAGUUAGAGAUCAGCUAAAUUUAUAUUUGAACGCUUUAUACGCUAACACGUCAGGAGUCAAUCUACAAAACUCAAAUGGAAUAUUUGUAUCAAAUAGACUUAAGCUUAAGAAGGAUUAUGAACAAGCUAUAAGAAACAUUUACUAUUCUACUGUUACUUCAAUCGACUUUAGUGACCCUGUUAGCGCAGCUGAUACCAUCAAUCGUUGGGUCAAUGAGCACACGAAAGGGCUCAUACCAGAUCUAGUUCAAUCUGGCGAAAUUAAUCCAACUUCAGAGGCCCUAUUGACAAACGCUUUGUUCUUCAAAGGCUUCUGGCGUUAUGCUUUCAAUCCCAAGUAUACUAGGGUUGGUUGCUUUUACAAUGAAGGUAUUUGUCAAAAAGUGGCUAUGAUGGAAUUGUACGAAGACUUGUAUUAUGCAUUUGUUGACAAUUUAAGGGCGCAUGCGUUAGAGCUUCCGUAUCAGGGUGGCCGCUAUUCUAUGAUUAUUUUAGUUCCGCAAGACCGUACUGGAUUAAACACUUUAAUCAGAGAUCUACCAUACAUGAGUCUACCUCAAAUAUCAAUGUUAAUGGAAAUUACAAGCAUGCGUCUGCAUAUGCCAAAGUUUACAGUUGACUACACAGAGAGCAUGGUGGAACCUUUACAAAAAAUGAAGAUAUCCACUUUAUUUACCAAAAAUGCAAAUCUUUCUGGAAUGUUCGAAAACGGUUCCGCACAAGUAAACAAUUUCUUGCAUAAAGUCCACUUGUCAGUAGAUGAAAAUGGAACUGUAGCUGCUGCGGCGUCUUCCGCGAUGGUUAUACCACUCAUAGAAGACGGAGUUCAACUAAAAGUCGACAGACCUUUCGUUUUCUUUAUUCGUGAUAAUUUAUUAGAACUAAUUCUUUUUGAAGGAAAGAUCGAAGAACCUAAUGCGUACGUCGAGGAAAAAGUUUUAGUCGAUCCUAGUCAAGGCAAAAAUGGACAAGUUCUUCUGAAUGCUGGACAAAGGAAAUUUAAUAAACAUUACUUAUAUUAAUGAUAUAAUAUGAAAAAUAUAAAUUUUAAAAUGA